GUCAAAAAGGGAGGCUACUCUUGUACUUCCGGUAAAUUAGCACAACAUGGAAAACGUAAACAAACAUCGAUUGGCGAUUUUAUCAUAGUUUGUCGUCACUGUGUACACUAUAAAUUGAACACUAAAAGGCUGCAGAUCGCGAUCGAGACGUCUUGAAGUCAGCUGGAUAUCAACAAGGGAGAGAACUUAGGUACAGAAGAUGAGUGGAGGUCUAGCUCCAAGCAAGAGUACCAUUUACGUUGGAAAUCUACCAUUUUCACUAACUAACAAUGACCUCCACAAGAUCUUUGAAAAAUAUGGAAAAAUAGCAAAGGUGACUAUCAUGAGAGACAAGGUGACGAGGAAUAGUAAGGGUGUGGCCUUCGUCCUUUUUGUUGAGCGAGACUCCGCUCACAAAGCCAGUCAUGCUCUCCACAACACAACCAUGUUUGGGCGUACAAUACGAUGUACUAUUGCCAAAGACAAUGGCCGCACCACAGAGUUUAUCAAGAGGAAGGACUACCCAGACAAGUCUCGCUGCUACGAGUGUGGAGAGGAAGGACACUUAAGCUACAAAUGUCCAAAGAAUUUAUUGGGAGAACGGCAACCUCCACCAAAGAAGGAUAAAAAGAAGAAGAAAUACCAAGAGGAAGAGGGUGAGGAAGAAGAAGAGGAGGAAGAUGAUGAUGAUAAGGAAGACGAUAUCCCUGACCCAGCUCUGGAUAGUCUGGCUGCUGCCAUUAGUUAUCAGAGACAACAAAUGGAAAGUGAAAUUGCCAGGAGAUAUGGAGAGACAAGUCUCAAUUUUAAUGAUGUGGAUGAACCUAAACGAAAGAAGUACAAAAAGGAUGCCUACUUUAGUGAUGAGGAGGAAGUUCAGGAUGAUUGACACACACCUGUAUGUUACACCUGUGUAUUGUCAGGAAGUGGAUGACCGAGGUUCACCUUUAUGUUUUACCUGUGUAUUGUUUGAAAGUGGAGGAUGAUUUGAAGCAUACCUGUGUAUUGUCAGGAAGUGGAUGACCGAGGUACACCUGUAUGUUUUACCUGUGUAUUGUCAGGAAGUGGAGGAUGACCGAGGUUCACCUGUAUGUUUUACCUGUGUAUUGUCAGGAAGUGGAUGACCAAGGUACACCUGUAUGUUUUACCUGUGUAUUGUUUGAAAGUGGAGGAUGAUUUGAGGCAUACCAAUGUAUUGUCAGGAAGUAGAAAAUGAUUUGGAACACACCUGUAUGCUAUACCCAUGUAUUGUCCAUUGAUGUGGAGAUGUAGCGGUUCAGCAUAAUGCAGUGGUUCAGCAUAAUACACAAGUAAUGAGAUAAAUUGUUAUGAAUUCUCUGCUGGACACUGGUAUUUACCUAGAAUCCGACUUCGAUACCAGUACUGGUAUUUACCUAGAAUCUGACUUUGGUACCAGUACUCAAUAGUACUCCAUGAUUAGUACCAGGAGACCAAAUGACAUUAUCUGGUAGUUUCAGUAAACAUCUAGCAAUGUGUCGUAACAUGGAUGGAUAUUUCUGACGAGUAAAUUGAUAUUAUGUUUAAGGAUUCACAUGGACUCUUGGUGAUAUGGAUGCAACUUUCUGUCACCUUAUCAUAAAUAGCUUUGAAUUAUUUGAGAUCUACAUUCUCCUGUAUAAUAAUAAUUUAUGCAAUUUUCAUCAAAUUGUCAGGUGAUAUCCAUACACCACAAAUGGUCAUUACAGAUGGAGACAGUUUGGUUUAAAAGUUAAGAUGGUGAACUAAGCAAAGGGCAAUAACUCUUACAACUUAUAGUCCAAUUAAAAUGCUGCACAGGAAAACACAACUACAUGUCAUGAUAAUGGAGCCUACAUGUAGUUUCAUAGAGAUCAAUUGAAAACUGAGACAUGUGAUAAUUUUGACAGGCAUACACACACAUAUUAUAUAUAUACAUGUGUAUAUAUAGUUAACGACAACAGCUAGUCCAAACAGUGUGGAACGAGAGAACAACUGACUUGAUAAAGUACAAAAAUACUAUUAGGGUAUUGUAAUUUUUUAUUCUUAUCCCCAUGAACAAUUUAUAUGUAUACAAACAUAAAUAUCAACAGUCAGUAAUAUUCAAACAACACAAACAGAAAAUAAGCCAAACUUUGACAAACAUAUCUUAUAUAGGGGAAAGGUAUGAAAGUCUGUCAACAAUGAUCAUUAAUGAUACCCUUGGCCAACACAAGGUCAUGGCUGAAUUGUUAAAACUUGUCAAAGAAUUCAAAAGAUCACAUGUCUGGAGUAGUUAUAUUUGAUCUGUGACUUGCUAGAGUGAUUGGUGUUAAAAGUUAUAAAAGUGAAUUACAUGUACUAUAUAACCCUUCUAGUUCAGUGAAAGGUCAUUUUCAAAGUUUGAAAUAACCUAGUAAUAAAAUUGUAAAAUAAAAAUAAACUUUGCCUGAAACAUGGAGGGAUAUAGCAUUGCAGUGUUUAUCUCAAAGUGCUGAAAAUACUUGUGUAUACUUUAUUAUUAUGUUUUGAAUAUGAAUGGUUAUCAUGCAGAAAGGAUUUUGUGUAGCCGAGCAUAGUGGUACUGGUGUUGGACACUAUUUAACUGAUGUUAUCGGUUAGAUUUGAGUUUGUUAUAUACCCCGACAGUUUUUAUAGGUGCUAAUUUGAUUGAGCUAUUACAGAAUGUACCGGUAUGUCCCUUUGCUAACAUGGUUAUCAGUUAUCAUUACUGUUUUUGGUAAAUCUAGUACAUGUUUUAUACUUUGGAGUACUCAUUGCACCCAUAGACCUUGAGGGUAUGUUUUUGACUCCCCCAAAAUGAGAUCUGAUUCUCAAGAUUAAAGGGCCAUGUCUAUCUGGUGUAUGUUUUGACUGUUCAGAUAUCUGAGAAACAGUAAUUUGACUUCUGAAAGUGCUGAAAAUCAAUGCAAGGGUCAGCUGGAUGUACAUGUCCUGGGAAUUGUUAUAACCAUGUUGAAAUUUUAAUAAAAUAUUGUAAAAGUUA
Pecten maximus is the source of this 2941-nucleotide messenger RNA. Its product is annotated as zinc finger CCHC-type and RNA-binding motif-containing protein 1-like. Gene Ontology annotation, biological process: mRNA splicing, via spliceosome. The record is from RefSeq and is a predicted model, not a curated record. Gene Ontology annotation, cellular component: U12-type spliceosomal complex. Gene Ontology annotation, molecular function: RNA binding; zinc ion binding. Bases 200 to 868 code for a protein of 222 amino acids. The transcript has 6 exons. Lineage: Eukaryota; Metazoa; Mollusca; Bivalvia; Pectinida; Pectinidae.